Filobasidium floriforme is the source of this 1647-nucleotide messenger RNA. Its product is annotated as MFS general substrate transporter. Lineage: Eukaryota; Fungi; Basidiomycota; Tremellomycetes; Filobasidiales; Filobasidiaceae. Gene Ontology annotation, biological process: transmembrane transport. The transcript is spliced from 13 exons. Gene Ontology annotation, molecular function: transmembrane transporter activity. Gene Ontology annotation, cellular component: membrane. The record is from RefSeq and is a predicted model, not a curated record. The coding region runs from base 1 to 1647 and encodes 548 amino acids.
AUGUCGACCGAGAAGACCCCCAUCUCGGCUGCGGGCUCUUCGUUUGACAAUACCGAUACCCACCCCGCCAUCACUCCCAGCCCUACGGCUCCUUCGUCUACCUUGGAAAUCUCUCCGGAGAAGCACGACGCUAAGGACGGUUCGGACGAUGGUACUGGACACGUCCACGAACUUCACGCUCGGCCCGAUACGGCGACCGAGUAUCAAGAAUUCAUGAACUUGCAUCAGCGGUUCAACGGUAGCAAAGAAUGGAGCAAGGUUCUUUGGAAGAUGGAUAUCCGAAUCUUGCCCCCACUUGCUAUCGCCUACCUCUUGGCCUUUCUCGAUCGAGGUAACAUCGGAAACGCCAAGGUCGCCGGAUUGACCGUUACCAUCCCCAUGUCGGAUGCCCUCUACAACACCGGUCUCGCUGCAUUCUUUAUUCUCUACAUCCUGUUCGAGAUCCCCGCUCAGUUCUUUCUGAAGCGUUUCGGGGCUCGAUGGUGGAUCAGUGGGAUGGUCAUCGCUUGCGGAAUCGUCAUGUCCACCGCCGCCUCUAUCAGCUCUCCCGCCGGCUUCAUCCUCUUCAGGCUCUUCUUGGGUCUCUGCGAAUCGGGCAUCAUGCCUGGUGUUAACGAGAUCUUGAGCUGUUGGUACACUCAGCUCGCUCGACGAGUUGCGAUCUUCUUCAGUUCGGCCUCGCUCGCCGGUGCUUUCAGUGGUAUUCUUGCCUAUGGGAUCACCGGGUUGGAGGGUCGAUACGGCAUUGAAGGCUGGAGAUGGCUCUUCCUGAUCGAAGGAGUCAUGACCUUUGGCUGUGGUAUCCUCGGACCUCUCUUGAUUGUCGGCUAUCCCAAGGACAAGCACGGCUGGCUGUCCCAGGACGAACAGCGUUACCUCAUGCUCCGUCAAAGGUUCAGCACGAACGGUCAGACGACCGCUCGAGGCGAGAGCAACGCGCCGGGGCUAGUCACAGAGGUCGCCAAGAGGUGGCACAUCUACCCUCAGAUGAUCAUCUACUUUUCGCACUCGCUCUAUAAGUAUCUACUGGGAUACAGUAUCACGUUCACCCUCCCUGUCAUCGUCCGGUCGCUCAAGUUUUCCAAGAUCGAAUCCUACCUCAUCCCCGUACCCAUCUACUUUGGAGCUUGUCUGUGGACCAUCCUGAACUGUCACAUCAGCGACAAGCGCAAGCGUCGAGCCGAACAUGUCGCCGGUCCUUUCCUGCUGGGAAUCUUGGGUCUCAUCUUCACCAUCGGUGCGCGAGCCAAACCGGGGCUCAUCGGGCUGACUAUGACAGGUCUUGUUUUCAUCGUCUUCGGAGCGUAUUCCGCUACCCCUCCUUCGCUCGCCUGGACUGCUUCCAACUUCCCCGAACCACAUAAGCACGUCGCUUUCGGUUUCCAGCUCGCUUUCGGAGCCUUUGGUGGUCUCACGGGAUCGUUUAUCUACCUGAGCAAAGAAUCGCCCUUGUUUGAUACCGGUUACAUCGUUUCGCUUGUCGUCGCUUCUAUCGCCACCGUCUGCUGCAUCGUUCUCAAGAUCGGUUACGAUAGGGCCAACAAGCAACGAGACGCGCUUUCGAAAGAGGCCAUUGAAGAACAAUGGAGCGAAAAGGACAUCGCGGCCGCGGGGGACAGGUCGCCGUACUUCCGAUACUGGUCUUGA